Molecule: messenger RNA, 3665 nt
Organism: Sitodiplosis mosellana (orange wheat blossom midge)
Lineage: Eukaryota; Metazoa; Arthropoda; Insecta; Diptera; Cecidomyiidae
Exons: 3
Coding region: 2433-3383 (316 amino acids)
Source: RefSeq, a predicted model, not a curated record
UCCAUUUGCCUGCGAGAGAAUGUGCAGAGAUUUGACCAGAUUCGCCAAUGAAGACAAUGACGGCGAUGACGACGAAGAAGUGAUAAAUGUAAUAUAGUAAUUGCAAAAGCAAUGCCAAUCCUUUACAUCUUCGUUUUCCAUCCACAUUUGGUGUAUUGUGUGUUAUGUGUUACAUAGCCAUCGUAUUUGGCACUUUCGAACGAUUUCUAUUUCUAUAGAAAUAUCCAUACCUUUUAUGUUUAACAUCUUUGUCGGAUCGUACCGAACUGCAUGCGACGGUGGCGGUGGUGAUAGCGGCAGCGAUGGCGAUGGUACUGAUGGUGGUGGUGGUGGUGGACGUUGGCUGUAAGGAGAUACACACAGCAAGCAAAUGAGCGAGAAAGACAUUGGAAUAUUUUCCACAUCAAUCGUAUGCAUUCCAUGCCAUUCGAUUCGAUUCGUUUUGAAACGAAUCGAAGAAGGUACGACAUGAGAGCCCAUGGGGUGUUUUUGAUUGUAUAAUAUACUUAUGCUUGUACUGUGUGCGAUGCGAUACGAGAGAGACGUAUCUAUUUGGUAUACAAUAUGGAAUGUUGACACAUUCAAUUACAUUUUGAUUUGGCGUAUUAUGUUUUAUGCUCCUUAUCCAUUUUUCCUUCAUUUCAUUUAAAUAAAUAUCGACCGGAUUUUUCCUUUAUAUUUGUUAUGUAGCAGCAGCAGCAAUACCGCCACAGCCACCGCUACUUCGCCUUCGCUCUGCCUUUGGAUGCUGAAUGUGUCGAAUGUUAAAAUGAAGCGAGAGAAUAGAGCGUGGACGAGCGAGAGCGUGUGAGCGUAUGAGCGAGGCAGCAAACAAGCAGACAGACAGACAGACAAGCAGGCAAACUGUUUUUGCUCAGAACAGAGAGCGAGAACAAAAUGGUAAUGCUACCAAAUUCAACAGAAAUUCCUAUGUACUGUGUGUAUAAAUGAUAUAAAUACAAAAAGCGAGAGACAAUAAUAUUGAUGACGGUGAUCCAAAUGAACCAACAACGGUAGAACGUCAACAAACGAAAGCCAAAGCCAACAUGAGUGCGCUCAAUUGCCAAAGACAUCGACACUCUCUCUCUCUUUCUGAUUCUUUGUCGCUAUCGGCUACGGGAGCCACGAUAUAGCUACGGCUACGGUUGUGCGAAAGGCAACUUGGACGUUCUUCGCUUUUUAAUGGUACAUCAUACAUAUUUUGUACGGUAAAAGACUUGCGCUAAACUAUCAAAUUGUUUUUAGUCACUGACUAGAGACGCUCUCUGCUGCUAUUCAUUUAUGCCACACAAACGGCCAAGGAAUUUCUUAUGUAAAUCCCUGUACUAUAUCUCUCACUCUGCUAGCUAGGUAUAUAUACGUUAUUAAAUAUAGCCAUAGAGCCACAGAGCCGUACCAUUUAUAUUAUGUUUUAGAAUCAUAUUUUUCGAUAUGAGUAAUUUUAAAAUGUAUAUAGUAUUGACUUUACAGCAAAGUGAUGUAGGACAUUUUCUUAUUCUUCAUCGUCGUCGUCGUUGUCGUCGCCGUCGUUUCUUCGUCGAACGUAAGGCGAACAAUAUCGAGAUUUAAUUAAUUAACGUCUUGUCGUUCGUUAAUACAGAGCACCAAAACGAGACUCUGUUUUGCCGUUCUGCUAAUCUGGCAAUGUCCACUGGCGAUUACAUUAUUAUUUGUUGUGUUUUUUUUUUCGAGUGCGUGUGUCUGUUUGUGAUUGCGUUGAUUUGUAAUUGUUAAUUUUUCUUCUGUUCUUCGUCGCCGAAUACAAAUCGAAUAAACCAUUUCAUCUUCAUAACUAAAACAAUAUUUUUACACAACAACUUGAUAUUUGGAUUUCUUGCAACAUUUUACGUUUUAGUGAAAAACAAGACGAAAAAUUGCAGUUUUUAAUUUUUUUUUCUGUUCGUCGUUGUUAUUAAUAUUUAAUAUUCAAUUGAAACAAAAAAUCAUUAAACAUUAAAAGAAUUGUCAAUGAGAAAAAAUAACCAAAUAAUAAGAAAAAAAACACCCUUAAAAAUUAUCUUCAUUGUGGCUAUCGUCAUAGAAGAAAAACUAAAUUACAUAUAUUGUCGUAGAUUUAGUGGCAUCACAAUUUACAAUUUCACAAUCUACCUGUGCAUUGUGCUAUGGAUACACUGAUGCGAUAUACGUGUAUAUAUACAUAACGACAAAAUAUCACGGCGCUAAGAUGUGUUUGAAGUGCAUUCGCUUACCGCUCUCGCAUACAUCAAUACAUCAGAACUUGAAACGUACACAAUAAGCUUCAGAAACACGAGCAAAGCUUUCCACAUUAAUUCUAUAUUUUCACCUGACCGACUAACGAGCCAACGUUCGGAGCCGCUCACAUACCCAGAGUGUGAGCUUCGAACGAAGCGACCGAGAGAAAAGAAACACUAUUUGUAGUAUAAAAAAACGAAAAUUCAAAGCAUUGAAUCAUGUUGUCGCGGUCGAUGAAUGCAACAAGUCGUUUAAAAAAACGAGAACGCACGCAAAAUUGGGCAUUUGAGGAGAAACGAUAUCUGUUGGAAUUGUGCAAACGUGAUAUGAAUAUCAUUGAGAAUAAGCGCUUGGAUGCUGAUCUCACAGCGCUGAAGAAUCGAGCUUGGAAAUCAGUUCAUGAAGAAUUUUGUAAACUCUUUGGAAAUGAACGAAAUUGUAAUAGGCUCAAAGAGCAAUGGAGACGAAUGAAAGCUUGUACGCGAUCAGAAAUUCUCGACUACACGAACCGGGUAUCGAAAUAUGGUCAAGAGAUAGCCGACAAAAAACGGCCAAAUGCAUUUACAUUUGAAAUAUGGGACUUCAUGCAGAAUGCUAAGCGAAACUCAUGCAAAAAUGAUCCAGUACAAACCAUCGAUGGAUCAACCACCAAUCAAUUGUCAACCGAUGAUAAUGUGUCACAAGCAAAUGCCAAUGGUAAUGAAACUCAGGUGCUUUCCGAUGACGAUGAUGACGAAUUAUUCAAUUGGCAAAAAACAACACAAAAUUUGUGUGAGGUGGAAAUAAAGGAUGAAUCAUCGUCAAAUGUUGGCGGUAAUAACUUUGAAACACAGGGUAUCAACGAUAAUAACACAGAGCGGGCGGCCACAAAGAAACCCAAACUGAUCAAGCCAAGUGUCAACGAUGAUUCCUUUUCUCCCUUCAGCAAUCCGAUAACCACAUCGUUUGACGUAUUGAAUUUACUGCGAAACAGUUCAUUCAGUACAAACAGUUCACUCGGCAACAAGUAUACCGACGAAAUUCAAUUGAUAAUCGAAAUGCAGGCCAAGGAGCACGCUUUGCGUAUGGAUAUUUUACGAGCUCAACUUGAAACCGCCAAAUUGAAUCGUGACAUUGCCGAAAUCAAUAAAAUUAUACUGUUAAGAAACCUACAGAAUGCACAUGAAUAGAAUCUAUUCGAUAGUAGAUGUUAAGAUACCACAGAUGUAUAAAGUUCUAAGUUCAGAUUAUAUUAUUGAGAAAGAGACACAAAAUAAAAUUGAGAAAGUUUACCAAAAUGCUGCUUUGUAAUCUUGUUUUUAUAAUUUCUUAUUUAUUUACUCGGUUCAAAUAAAUCAACAAAAUUGUGCCAUUUGAACGUGAUUUGAUGCUAAGCAAAGUUGCACACUGAAGUUUACUAGAAUUGCCAGCGAAUGCGAUGGAAAAAUUCGCUAUUGGAAAAAAAAAACAAA